This is a messenger RNA of Symbiodinium sp. CCMP2592, 2904 nucleotides long. Lineage: Eukaryota; Dinophyceae; Suessiales; Symbiodiniaceae. The record is from the annotation of a GenBank genome assembly.
AUGAGCUGCACCUUACUGAAAUAUUCAGGAUUACAGCACCACGGUUUGCUGUCCGUCCUACAGUCCGGGGGUGCAGCAGUAGGUAUCCGGGCAUGUCAGCGGAGUUCUCUCCUUAGGAUCUAUUUCUACUGGAUCUGCCGUGGCCAGGAAGAGUUCGACUGGUUCUACGACCUGCUCUCGGCGGCCGCAGAAGGUCCAGCGGCAGGUGUUGUCGACAUCACGCUAUUUUUAACUGGCGAGAUCGAGCUCAAGCAGGAUUGCCGGGAGACAGUGGCAGAGAUUUGCGAGGAUAGCUUGGCCCGUUUGGUGCAAUCUGUUCUGACGGCCUACGCAGACAGGCCUUGCAUAGGCCUGCCCAGGGCGGAAGGAGAGGCAGUGGAGUGGCACUGGGCGACUUUUGCAGAAGUUAUGAAGAUAGUCUACCAAUUUGUUUCUCUGCUACGGCUCCGCCGACACCAUUUCGCUGUCAUCUCCUUUGAUUGCAGCUGUGUUGAGCUAGUCGCUGCAGACUUGGCCGCUGCACUCCUGGGCAUGUGCUCUGUUGUUGUAGCAGGUCCUGACCAAAGACGGGAUAUGUUGCAGCUUCUUGGGGAAGACAUGUGCGUUGUCAUUGACAGACAGCCAGAGAGCGACGCCGCGAUAGCGUCUGAUGACGAUGCUUGGAUGGGGCUAGACAAGGAUGUUCUUUUCACUUUCUUCGUGACCUCUGGAUCCACAGCAUCGCCCAAGUUGGUGCGUCGCACCCGAGCCACGUGGCUGGAGACCGUUCGGGACACUGCUCAGUUCGGCUCCGAGCUGUGUGUUACGCUGAGUUACGCCUCGCUGGCACACUCUGGACCUCGGACGGAGCUGUGGUGGAACCUGGUUUGUGGUGGUCAGACAGCAUUUGCUGCCGCCGGGCUUCCUUUGCUUUGCUCCUGGCUCGCCCUUUCACCUACAGAGAUCAGUGCACCCCCGAGUGUUUGGUCCGAACUCCGUCGACGUUUCGCGCUGGAUGGCGUGGAGGAUCCCAGCAGCCUGCGACAGCUGUUUCCGGGAUUGGUCCGCCGCCUCGAGACUGUAGCAACGGGCUUUGCCAACUCGGAUCCCGACCUCCUCGACUUCCUCAGGAGGACCUUUGGAGAUGAGAUCCUUGUCAUGGACAACUAUGGCGCCACCGAGGUGGGCAGCAUAUCUGUGAACGGCAAGAUCUCGGACGAAGACACGAAGCUCGUGGAGGUGCCAGAGCUUGGCAUCUACGCCCCGAGGGGUGAAAUUUGCGUAAAGGCUGAGGGCGCUUUCGAGGGCUACUAUGACGCUGCACAAACGGCUGGUGCCUUGACGGACGACGGCUUCUACCGGACAGGUGACAUCGGCGAGAUGCGGCACGGCAUGUUGAAGGUGGUGGGACGCCUGACCAACUGGGUCAAGCUCGCCAAUGGCAAGUUCGAAUCUCUGGAAGCUGUGGAAGACGAACUGUCCCAAACCUCUGACUUUGAGCAGGUCUGUACUGUUGAGAUCUCCGGUGCGCUGGCUGCCGUUGUUUACUCCGCUCGUUGGGAUCAGAAUCCUUCUGCAGCAGCUUCCACAUCUGUGCCCUGCGUGCGCGCGAAAGAGAAGUUUACUGUGGAGAAUGGCCUCUUGACACCAUCCUUGAAGCUUCGACGCCCUGCUAUCCGGGCCAUGUAUGAACAGGAGCUGUUACAGCAGAUCAAUGAGAAGCAGCUUGCUCUCAGCCGGUGGUUGCAUGCCGUCACCGGGAGUACAGCGGACGUGGACGAGACGCAGCCGCUGAAGGAGCUGGGUGUCACAUCGGUGCACUUCGCUCGGCUGGCCGCAGACCUUGGUGUUCCAGUCCAUGCCGUGGCAGCUGCGGGAACACUGAGAGACCUCAAGGCACUCUCCCAGACGGAUAAACUGGGUGUGUCGGCAGCGCUCGCAGAUGUUGCGAGAUUUAGCUCCAGCUGCAGUGCUUCUGCCUCCCCAGUCUCAGGGACCUGGAGGAAGAUCCUCGUUACCGGAGCGACAGGACAUCUCGGGCGCCACUUCAUGGAGAUCCUUCGAGCGCGAGGAAUCUCUGCUGUUCCUCUGUCGCGCUCGCUAGGCCACGAUGUUGCCCAGCCCAUGUUCGGCAUGGACCGUGAGACCUUCGAGUCCAUGUGGGACUGCGACGCCGUCAUCCACUGCGCGGCUAUCGUGAAUUGGACCCUCAGCUACGGGGAUUUGCGUGCAACGAACGUUGUCGGCGCUCGCCAAGUGGGUGCUUUCUGCUGUGGUGAGGUUGAUGGCCGUCGUCGCUCUCUCCUAGUUGUCGGCAGCGGCGCUGCAUUCGACGAAGCUCCGGCGGAAGCUUCGUGGCUCCAGGAAUGCACAAAUCCCUACAUCGUCUCAAAGCUCGCUGCAGAGAUGAUCUUGGUCAGGCUGUGUCCAUGGGCAGUGGUGGUGCGCCCGGGGCUGGUGGUGUGGCACUCAGAGACUGGCAGCCACAGCGCAGAUGACGGCCCUACACGUCUGGUGCGGUGGAUGAAGUCCGAAAGCCUGUGCUGGACCCUGGAGGAGCACGGCGACUGGAUGGACGGUAUGAACGUGGAUAAGUUCUGCCACGCGGCGCUAAAGAUCUUGGAGCAUGGAGCUCCGGAGACGUACAGCAUGACCGGCAACUACAGGCUUGCCACCCUGCUCGACCACCUUGCAGUCACCUGCAGGAUGCUUCCGUACUCUGAGUGGUAUGCUGCCGUCGUGCGGAGUCAGAAAUCCAGCAACCCUCUGGCAGCGCUGCUGCCACACAUUGAGGCCGAUCAGCAACCCUUUGCAUCCUUUGGCCAAGACCUGUCUCCGAAGUGCAGGAAAGUGCUGGGUGAGCAGCUGGCCAGCGAGCUGCGACAGGUCUCUGGCUACGCGGCUUUCGCGCGAGCCUUGUCGUGA